AUGGCGAUGGCGGCGGCGCUGAUGGUGGCGGUUGCGGUGCUGGGGCUCGCCACCGGCGGCCAGGCGCAGCUGCAGUACGGGUUCUACAAGGGGAAGUGCGGCGCCGGCGACGUGGAGGCCGCCGUGCAGGGCGUCGUGCGUGCGCGCUUCGCGCGGGAAGCCCCCAUCGUCGCCUACCUCCUGCGCAUGCAGUUCCACGAGUGCGCCGUCAAUGGCUGCGACGGCGGGCUGCUGAUCGACGGCCCCGGCACGGAGAAGACGGCGGCGCCGAACCUGAGCGUGAAGGGGUACGACCUCAUCGCCGACGUCAAGGCGGAGCUGGAGAGGCGGUGCCCCGGGGUGGUGUCCUGCUCCGACAUCCAGAUCCUCGCCACCAGGGACGCCGUCGCGCUGGCUGGCGGGGAGGCGUACCCCGUGCGCACGGGGCGGAGGGACCGCCGCCAGUCCAGGGCCUCCGACGUGGUCCUGCCCGCGCCGGAGAACACGGCGGCGCAGUCCGUCGCGUUCUUCGGCAAGCUCGGGCUGAGCCCGUUCGACACGGUGCUCCUCCUCGGCGCGCACACGGUGGGCGCGACGCACUGCGGCGUGAUCAAGAACAGCCGGCUGUACAAGUACGGCGGCCGCGCCGGCGCGACGGACCCGUCGCUGGACCCGUACUACGCGUUCGUCUACAAGACGUGGGUGUGCCCCGACACGCCGGCCUCCGACAACAACGUCGUCUUCCUCGACGACCAGUGGAGCGCGGUGCAGGUGGACAACAACUACUUCAAGCUGCUGCAGCGCCGCCGCGGCGUGCUCGCCGCCGACCAGAACCUCUACAGCGACGGCUCCACCAAGUGGAUCGUCGACCUGCUGGCUAACUCCGACCAGUUCCACUUGCUGUUCCCACAGGCUCUCAUCAAGCUCGGCGAGGUGGGCGUGCUCACCGGCGCGCAGGGAGAGGUCCGCAGGUUCUGCAACAGGUUCAACUGA
Molecule: messenger RNA, 972 nt
Organism: Oryza brachyantha (malo sina)
Lineage: Eukaryota; Viridiplantae; Streptophyta; Magnoliopsida; Poales; Poaceae
Product: peroxidase 57-like
Exons: 2
Coding region: 1-972 (323 amino acids)
Biological process (GO): hydrogen peroxide catabolic process; response to oxidative stress
Molecular function (GO): peroxidase activity; heme binding
Source: RefSeq, a predicted model, not a curated record